AUGCAAGAUAUUCAAGAAGUAAAUUAAAAAUCAUUUUACUACGAACUCAAAAAUGGCGACCCUAUUUUAUAAUCUUAAUGGUGUACUGCCAUGGCUAUAGAUCAAAACAAUGAAAUGGUCUUGAUGUAAUAAAAUGGAUUAAUAAAGUGUUUUUAAUUUAAACACAAUGUAUUGAAAAUAUUAGCUAUUAUAUAAAAUCCAAAAGAAAUUGUCAAAGUAGUGAUGUUUUUAAAGAAUAGAUCUACUUUUUUAUCAACUAAAGGUGAUUCUAUAAUUAAUUGGCCUAUGAAUUUAAUGUAAUGUUGUAAAUUUAUCAAUAAAUAAAAAUUACAUUCAAAUAUCAUUAAUUGUUUAAUUCUGAAUCAAUGUUAGAAUUUAAUGGUAUCAUGUUCUGGAGACUAAACAAUUAAAUUCUGGUAAUAAUAAUCUAAUUUAUGGUUUUGCUAAUAAACAAUCAUAAAACAUAAAUAAAAUGUGAAAGGAAUAGCAAUAAAUUAAAAAGGUGAUUAAGUUAUUUCAUAUGGAGAUGAUAUGUAUAUAAUUGUUAUGAAAUUUAAUUAUUAAGAAUAAAUAUGGUAAGUUUAAUAGAAAAUAAAAGGAGAAAAAAGAUUAUUAGGAUUAUGUAUUAUAUCUGAUAACAUUUUCACAUUUUAAUAUGAACUAUCUAAAUAAUUAUGUAUUUACACUAAUUCUAUAAAAAACUUACACUUUAGAAAAACAUAGGAGAUUCCAAUUACAUUAGGUAAAUAUUUUUCUUAUUCUCUAUCUAAAUUUAUACCAUAAAAAAAUAUACUUAUCAAUUUUAGUGGGAGCUAAGUAAAUUUAUUGAAAAUUAACUAAGUAAACUAGAAUAAUAAAUUAAUAUAUAAACUAAUUUAAAUUAUUGAUUUUUAAAGCAUUAAUUCAGGAAUAAUAAGUGAGGAUGGGUAAUAUUUAAUAACUUGGGAUUAUCUUUCAAAAUAAGUCAAUAUUAGAUCAUAUUAAGAAAUAAAUGAUGUUUGA
Molecule: messenger RNA, 1002 nt
Organism: Paramecium pentaurelia
Lineage: Eukaryota; Ciliophora; Oligohymenophorea; Peniculida; Parameciidae
Source: the annotation of a GenBank genome assembly